AUGAGAAGUACAAUUAAGCCUUUACCAUCAAUUAACAAUAGACCAUCUAUUGAUGAUGAGGAUUCUUAUCCUGGAAGAUUGCAUACUGUUCAAAGAAAGUUGAAGUUUGGAAGCAAUACAUACAUAAUUAGUAGUAAUACUACUGUUUCAGAAUCUUUAAAUAAAAAGUAGAAAUAAAUUCCUGUGACUGAGUCAUAGUUGUUACGACAAAUAGAUACAAAACUAGAAAUACAUAAGAAAGACAUUGAAUAGAGAAAUGAUAUGAUUAUUUCUAUUGAGAAAGGGUUUGAAUCUAUGAAAUAAGAAUUAGUUAAAGAAAAAAUGUAAAAUGAAGAGAAAUCCAAAUAACUACAAGAAUUAUAAGCUAGUUAUCAAGCAGUUUAAUUAAGAUUAAAGUAAGCAGGGGAUUCAUCUAAAUAAAAUUUAUAAGGUGAAAAAGAUCGAGAGAAAAUUAAUUCGUUAGAAAUUAGCAUUAAACAGUCAUAAGCAAAAGAAUAAGUGUUAUUAUAAUAAAUAGAAUCAUUAAACUAAUAAAUAUCUUAAUAUUAAGAAAAAUUAAAGAGUAAAGAAGAAAGUAACGAAGAAUUUAAGAGAUUAAAGGAUUAGCUGCAUAAAGCUGAAGUAUUAAAUUGUUGUUAAUAAAUAAGGAUUAGCUUAAUAAAAUGGAACAUUAAAUUAAUGAUAUUUAAAAAAGUAUUGAAAAAGAAAUUAAUGAAAAAAACAAUAUAAAGAAAUAAUAUGAUUAAUAUAGGAAUGAUAGUUAAUUGAAAGAGUAGAAUUUGAAUAAAGAGAUCUCAGCUUCAUUGAUAUUGAUAAAACAAUUAGAAUAAGAAAAGAAUGCAAUAAUGGAAAAUUUAAAGAAAUCAAAAGAUUAAAAUGAUUAAAAUAGUAAAUUAAAUGAAUAAAUGUUAAGUUUGAAAUUAUAACUUUCAGAAUUAUAAAAAACAAAAGAUGUAUGAUUAUUAAAUUAUGUAGAAAGAAAUUAGUUAAUUGAGAUAAAAAAUUGAAGAUUAAUCGAAAAAUUCUAUUGAAUUAAAUAGUUAAUUGGAAAAAUUAAAACAAAAAUAAUAAGAAUAAUAGUAAUUAUUACAAGAAAAGUUAUCAUAAUUGGAAUCAUUAAGAAAUUAAAAAUAAUUAUUAGACUAAGAAAAUUAAAACAAUUAAUCUGAAAUUAAUAAUUUGAAUACAUAAUUAGAAUCUUUGAAGGAAUAAUUAUCUAAACCAAAAAAUACAAAAUAAAUUACAGAUACAAUUUUACAAUUAGAAAAAACUGAUGUAUUGAUAUUCUUAUUAAAAUUAUUAGAAAGAUAUAUAGAAGAAUUUAUCAUGCACAUUUUGUAACAAAUUCAUAAAAUAACCUGUUACAAUUAUACCUUGUGGACAUUCUUAUUGUUUUGAAUGCAAGAAAGGAUAUAAUAAAGAAUGUUUUAAAUGUGGACCUAAAUUAAAAAUUGAAGCUAUGUAUAGAAAUGAAUUACUUGAUGAUAUUAUAGCUAUGGUUAAAUUAAUUGAAUAAAGUAUUAAUAGCAUGAAAUAAGUUACUAAAUAAUGA
Molecule: messenger RNA, 1552 nt
Organism: Paramecium pentaurelia
Lineage: Eukaryota; Ciliophora; Oligohymenophorea; Peniculida; Parameciidae
Source: the annotation of a GenBank genome assembly